AUGGCGCCGAAAAGCAGUCAAUCGUCCCAGAAGAGUACCCAGCCGACAAUAUCGAGCUUCUUCACGCGCAAGCCGGCGCAACCCCCCAAAGCUGCUGCUACCACUUCUGCCGCUCCCGCUGCCACUCCCGCAUCUCCACCAAGAACAAAGUCUCCGCCCGCCACCAACGGCACGACCCAGAAAGACGAUAGUGACGAUGACGAAGAAGAUGGUCUUCCAAUAAGGGCGCCUCUUACUCUCCGUAAGCGCGCAGUACAUGACGAUGAUCAACCACAAGACUCAGGUCGGUCCUCGCCUUCCAAACGCGUUCGCUUCACCAAAAAUGCCUCUCCGCAACAAUCACCUACGCACACAUCCGUCACUACCUCGGGUACAUCGAAACCCCCCAGAAUUACCGACAGAACCUCCAAGUUUCUGUUCUCCUCAUCACCAGCGAUUCAAGAUGAGAACAAACCAGACGACGACGAUGAGGAUGAGGAAGAUGCCGCUGCUGCCCAGAAGCAAAAGGAGAAGCUACACGAGAAGUUUGUGAAGAAGCUGGGUCGGCCUGAUAGCUUUGCUGAGCUGCGAAGGCGGAACAAGAUCAUUUCAGAGGAUAAUGCCAAUGAGGAAGAGGGCGAAGGCGACGAAGAUGACGAAGAAGAGCCCCCGCCAAAGCCUGUCAAGGGCAAAAAAGCCGUCGCCACAAAAAAGGCCAGCAAGUUGACGCCUAUGGAAAUCCAAUAUCUCGAUAUCAAGCGCAAGCACCUCGACACUGUCAUCAUUAUGGAGGUUGGAUACAAGUACAAGUUCUUUGGUGAAGACGCAAGAAUCGCAUCGAAGGAGCUAGGAAUCGUUUGCAUACCAGGAAAAUUUCGCUACGACGAGCACCCUUCUGAGGCGCACUUGGACAAAUUUGCGUCUGCGAGUUUUCCCACCCAUCGCCUGCAAGUCCAUGUCAAACGUCUUGUACAGGCAAACCACAAAGUGGGUGUGGUGCGCCAGGUCGAAACAGCAGCGCUCAAGGCGGCUGGCAACAACAGAAACGCACCAUUUGUUCGAAAACUCACAAACCUUUACACCAAAGGCACAUAUGUAGAUGACGUGGAAGGCCUGGAAACACCAACCGAGGGUUCAGGUGCUAGUGCACAGUCGACUGGAUAUCUGCUUUGCAUCACCGAGAGCAAUGCCAAGGGUUGGGGUACAGACGAGAAGGUCCAGGUCGGACUGGUAGCUGUACAACCGGCAACAGGCGAUAUCAUCUACGAUGACUUUGAGGACAGCUUCAUGCGUAGCGAGAUCGAGACGCGCCUGCUCCAUAUUGCGCCAGCUGAAUUUCUGGUGGUUGGUGAUCUGUCCAAAGCUACCAAUAAGCUGAUAGAACACCUCUCAGCCAGCAAGACCAAUGUAUUUGGAGACAGGUCACGAGUGGAGAGGGUGGAGAAGCCCAAAACAAUGGCUGCACAAGCCUACAGUCACAUCUCGAACUUCUAUGCAGGUAAAAUGAAAUCCAGUGCAGACGCUGAUUCAGAAAAGCAAGGUGCGGUCCUAGACAAGGUGCAUCAACUAUCAGAGCACGUUACUAUAUGUCUAUCUGCCAUGAUUACAUACCUCACCGAGUACGGGCUGGAACAUGUCUUCGAUCUUACCAAGUAUUUUCAGCCCUUCAGCGCACGAUCAUACAUGCUGCUCAACGGAAACACAUUGUCCAGUCUGGAGAUUUACCAAAACCAGACAGACUUCACUUCAAAAGGCAGUCUGUUCUGGACCAUGAAUCGGACAAAGACUCGCUUCGGACAACGGCUGCUCAGGAAAUGGGUUGGUCGACCACUGAUUGAUAAAGCCAAGUUGGAAGAGCGCAUUGCGGCUGUUGAAGAGCUCAAGGAAGGCGAACACACCAUACCCGUGGAUAAAUUGAGGUUUGUGUUGGGAAAGAUCAAGACUGAUCUUGAGAAAGUCCUCAUCCGGAUAUACUACAAGAAAUGCACGAGACCUGAACUCCUAUCAGCUUUGCAGGCGCUUCAAGAAAUAUCAAGCCAAUACUUAUCUGCUCAGACACCUGAGCAAAGCGGCUUCUCGUCAACACUACUGAGUGAAGCUGUCUCAAAUGUUCCAAAGAUAUAUGAGGACUUGAAUGGCUUCCUUGACAAGAUCAACGCGAGUGCCGCCAAAGAUGACGAUAAGUACUCAUUCUUCCGAGAGGAGCAUGAAGCGGAGGACAUCAACGAUCUGAAGCUCAGCAUUGCGUCGGUAGAAGAUGACCUCAACACACACCGCAAAGAGGCAGCAGCAAAGCUUGGGAAGAGCAAGGUGGACUACGUCACCGUUGCGGGUAUUGAGUACCUGAUUGAAGUCAAGAGGAAAUCAGCCGAGGAGAAGAAAGUCCCUGCAUCAUGGCAGCAAAUCUCCGCUACCAAGACUACUCUUCGCUUCCACACUCCAGAAGUCAAGCGUAUGCUCCAAGAGCGGGAUCAGUACAAAGAGUCACUUGCCGCCGCGUGUGAUAGAGCCUACAUGCGUCUACUGGAGGAGAUCUCAUCCAAGUACCAGCAACUGCGAGAUUGCAUAGCUUCUUUAGCUACGCUUGACGCUCUUCUGUCUCUCGCUACCCUAGCAAAUCAGCCAGGCUACGUAAAGCCCACUUUCACAGACGAUAUUCAAAUCAACAUCACCGGCGGUCGACAUCCAAUGGUUGAGCAGCUACUUCUCGAUAGCUACGUGCCAAAUGAUCUCUCAUUAUCGCACGACUCGACUCGUGCCCUUCUCGUAACAGGUCCUAACAUGGGCGGAAAAUCCUCUUUCGUACGCUCUGCCGCUCUGAUCACCAUCAUGGGACAAAUCGGGUCCUACGUUCCAGCCAGCGAGGCACGUCUAGGAAUGCUAGACGCAGUGUUUACUCGCAUGGGCGCAUUCGACAACAUGCUUAAAGGCGAGUCGACAUUCAUGGUCGAACUUAACGAAACAUCCGAUAUCCUCAAAUCCGCAACCCCGCGCUCACUCGUUAUCCUCGACGAGCUUGGUCGCGGCACUUCGACCUUCGACGGUGUUGCCAUAGCCGAAGCAGUGCUCGACUACGUCAUUCGUGACUUGCAGUCUCUGACGCUAUUCAUCACGCACUACCAGCACCUUGCCAAGGUGCCGUCGCGAUUUCCUGAUGGCCAGUUGAAGAAUGUGCACAUGCGGUUUGAAGAACAGAAUGGUGGAAGGGAAGUGGUGUUUUUGUACGAAGCAACAGAAGGUAUUAGUCAUCGGUCAUACGGACUCAAUGUCGCUCGGUUGGCGAGAGUGCCCGAUAAGGUUAUUGAUGUGGCGGAGGUGAAGAGCGCAGAGUUGGAGCAGAGCAUGGAGGUUCACAAGCUGGCAAAUCUAUCGCGCAUGAUGAAAGGUCUGUUGAGUGAUGAUUCGGAAGCAAUGCUUGACAAGUUUGUUGAGGGAAUCGAGCAGUUGUAA
Messenger RNA from Bipolaris oryzae ATCC 44560, 3429 nucleotides. RefSeq lists its product as uncharacterized. Bases 1 to 3429 code for a protein of 1142 amino acids. Gene Ontology annotation, cellular component: nucleus. Gene Ontology annotation, molecular function: ATP-dependent DNA damage sensor activity; mismatched DNA binding; ATP binding. Lineage: Eukaryota; Fungi; Ascomycota; Dothideomycetes; Pleosporales; Pleosporaceae. The transcript is spliced from 2 exons. The record is from RefSeq and is a predicted model, not a curated record. Gene Ontology annotation, biological process: mitotic recombination; mismatch repair.